AUGUCAAUGCGGGACAUUGGCAAGCCCCCUGUUCGUGGUAAAACAUCGCCUUAUGGCUUUUUCGUGAAAAUGUGCUAUGAAGAGCACAAAAAGAAGUACCCUAAUGAGAAUGUGCAAGUAACUGAAAUAUCAAAGAAGUGCAGUGAAAAAUGGAAGACAAUGUCUGAUGAUGAGAAAAGGCGCUUCUACGAGCUGGCCCAGAAGGAUGCCGAAAGGUACCAAGCCGAGGUAGCAGCAUAUGGUGGAGAAGACGCCAUGCGAAAGCGAAAACGCGCAAAGAAAGACCCGAAUGCACCGAAACGUGCCCUUUCGGCUUUCUUCUUCUUUUCACAGGAUAGAAGGCCUGAAGUGCAACAGAUGCAUCCUGAGUGGAAAGUUGGACAGGUUGCACAGGAGUUAGGCCGAAUGUGGAAAAAUGUGUCUAUGGAUGAAAAAGAUAUGUAUGAAAGAAAGGCCCUGGCCGACAAGGAGAGAUAUGCAGAGGAAAUGCGCGACUACAAGACAGCUAUCACAAAGAUCCCCGGUUUGGAGCACUUGGAAGACGAACAUCAUAUGCAUUUGGUCCAUGUGGAUGAGCACGAUCUACAGCAAGGCCAAAUCGUAUGA
Messenger RNA from Cooperia oncophora, 606 nucleotides. The record is from the annotation of a GenBank genome assembly. NCBI's taxonomy places the organism in Eukaryota, Metazoa, Nematoda, Chromadorea, Rhabditida, Trichostrongylidae.